Messenger RNA from Haliotis rufescens (red abalone), 1689 nucleotides. RefSeq lists its product as uncharacterized. The coding region runs from base 582 to 1472 and encodes 296 amino acids. NCBI's taxonomy places the organism in Eukaryota, Metazoa, Mollusca, Gastropoda, Lepetellida, Haliotidae. The record is from RefSeq and is a predicted model, not a curated record. The transcript has 3 exons.
AUUUAAUAUUGAGAAAUGAGACCGCAACUUUGCCAUGUUAAUGUUGCUGCUUCUCUGAGAGGAAAGAUGUUGCGUCUGGAACGGCUUGGUCCAGCGUUCAGCUGACUGUGUGAUGCUCCCAGACCAUCUCUCUGUGUAUCGACCGUCAGCCACAAAGCCCUGCGUUCUCGCUGCCUGUACAACGUACACAAUACCUAGAGUCAAUAGAGCGAGGCGCUGCUGGUUAGGUUCAUUUGAGGCCCUGCGUCCGCCAGGCUUAGUCGCAAUCAACUGCAGCGCUGGGACAGCGACGUUGGAGUUGGAAACUACAUCGUGCUGGAACUACGUCGACAGUAUACUGGGACAUGUACACCUGACGCAACCAAGGUGUGUUUGAGAUUUAUUGGAAUACGCAACAGACAACUGUUCUCGCUGAUGCCUUCAUAGAACUCACGCAUCUCACAAAGCCGUAGAAUGCUGCUGCCAAGCUAACCGAACAAUCGCGCACGAACACUCCGUUAUGCUGAAUGUACAUGGGCGUGUCCACCAGUGACCUCACAGAGCUCCGUGUGGGGGAGGGGCUUGUGUAGCCCGAUCCCAGCAUGCCUCCUGCGACCAACCUGCGGAUGCCAUGCUCCACCCUAUUGGUCACCACCGAAGUCUACAACACCACCAGACGCGACACCACCAUCGACAACGACGACCGCAACGCCUUGUUGUACAUCGUCGUCACCCUCCUCUUCUACUCUCUGGGGAUUGUAGUGGGCAUCAUCACGUACCUCAAGCGGGAGAAGCGGGAAAUGGAAGAGUCAAAGACCUUUGAAAUGUUCAUGAGCCUCAAAAGAGACCCAUUCACUGCAACGAAGCUACGUAGAGUUCAAAUUGUGACGGAAAGACUUGAACAACUUGAAAAAUCCAGGGCAGCCUUGGAGAUGUCGGAGCGCAUGGAGCUAGAAAGGUUGAUGUCGGAGCGAAGUGAUGGGGAGGAAGGGAGUCAGGAGGAGGAGGAUAGGGGUAAGGAGGGGGAACAGAUAAGCGUUCAGUCAGCAGAGGACACUGACGUGUCUGAAAGACCAACUGUUUUAGGUGUAUCUGAUUCCAGUUCUAACUCAGAAGACGAUCCAAAGAGACUUCAGUUACAGAAACAGGGUAACGUAUUUCAAGUCUCUCCGUCAGGAGAACCUAUAUCAUCAGUCGUGGCCAAGAUAUUUGACUCUGAGAGACGUGGUGGUCUUCCGAAUUCACCGAAAGCCCUGCAUUUAUUCAAUAGCCGUGGCAGGCUAAGUCGGGAUCAAUCCUUAGACAGCGGUUCCGCUAGGGGGCGCUUGAGCAGAGACCAGUCUGUGGACGUGACAUCUACUUCCGGUAUUAAUGUCGCGGAAAGCAAGACUUCCGGUAUUAAUGUCGCGGAAAGCAAGACUUCCGGUAAUAGUGCCGCCGAGAGCAAAAGUCCCCCAGUGGAACCAGAGGGUUGUCUCGUCACCAACGUGUGAUGUAAUCUUGUAGGAUUUUUUGUGUUCGUUUACUCUUCUCCGAGCGGCCAGUCACAACACAGUUUAGUUUGACAUCACCUCUAUGCAAAGCCCAGACAGUUACAGACUUGAGAUCAUCUCGGCACCAUCACAGUUUUACUUGUUUUAUACUCACAGUGUUUACGAAGUUUCUUCACAGUUUAUCAAUUUAUGCAUCAUUAAACUAAUCUCACACAUA